This is a messenger RNA of Ceratitis capitata (Mediterranean fruit fly), 1413 nucleotides long. Its product is annotated as WD repeat-containing protein 18. The record is from RefSeq and is a predicted model, not a curated record. The coding region runs from base 22 to 1347 and encodes 441 amino acids. Gene Ontology annotation, biological process: rRNA processing; DNA-templated DNA replication. Lineage: Eukaryota; Metazoa; Arthropoda; Insecta; Diptera; Tephritidae. The transcript is spliced from 2 exons. Gene Ontology annotation, molecular function: protein binding. Gene Ontology annotation, cellular component: nuclear pre-replicative complex.
AAAUAGCCGCAUUAAGUGAAAAUGUCAGAACUAAUAGAAGUGCUUUUCACCAGUGAUUCCAAUGAAUCGCAGGCUUCCAUUACUGCGUUGGACUACAAAACUGGUACUAAUUUAAUGACCUAUAAAGCUGGUGGUGUCGUUCAACCGUGUUCUAUUUCAUUAUUGAGUCAACACUAUAUCCUGGCAGCAAAUAGUACUAAGCCUCUACUUCAUGUUUGGCCUAUUAACUCGCAACAGCAGUUAACAUCUGUACGUUUUGUGCUUCCUGGUCGUGCCAAUUCGGUGGAAAUUUCGCCCGAUAAUCUUUAUCUUGUUGCAGCAAUACAAGAAAAUAUUUACCUAUGGCAAUUGUCAUCCGGAAAAAUGCUGAAUACUAUCUCAAAACAUUUCCAACCCAUCAAUUGUAUACAAUUUGAUGAAGAUUCACAUUUUGCUUCGGCUGGACAAGAUGGUAGUGUAAUGAUAUGGAACUUGACGACUGUGUGUGCACGAGAUGAUGACAGCCAAACGCCGGUAUAUACUUUCAACGAUCACGGCCUUCCAGUGACUGAUGUGCAUAUAGGCAUGGGUGGCAUACGUGCACAUAUGAUGACUGUGUCGCUAGAUCGAACUUGCAAAAUUUAUGAUCUGUUAAUAGGUGCUCUGGUUUUGAAUGUUGUAUUUACUGAAGCUUUACAUAGUGUCACAGCAAACUCUUUGGAAACAUCUGUUUACGUAGGAACUUGUGACGGAAACAUUUAUGAAUUUAAUACAGAUGUUGGCGCUGAGAGCAAGGAAGUUCACAUACAGAAGGAGUACUCAAAUCUUUUUAAAGGACACAAGGAAGAUACCGCAGUUACUUGUCUAGCAUUAUCAAUAGAUGGUCAAACACUGAUCUCUGGUGGUCAAGAUGAGCAAGUUUGUAUUUGGGACAUUGCAAGUCGUCAGCUUAUAAAGCGUAUGCAGCACAAAGGUCCUGUAACAAACAUUAAAUUACGUUUAACUAACCCAGACAUAUUCAAACCGGAAAAUAAACCCCCUAAAAGAUUUUCCGGAAAUCUCCGACGUAUGCUUGACCCACCAGAAGCUGACGAUGAAGAUCUCAUUGAAAUUAUGGUAACCGAAAGACUUGAAUUGCCUUAUAAAGAUGAUUGGUGGCCAAUGCCUGAAUAUCCAGUUGUUUACAAUGAAAACACUACCACACCCGCGAAUAAUACGUCGACAUCAACCUCUGCUACAUUCAAUGCCACAGAUGAGGACGCGGCAAAAGAAAUAGAAAGAUUACGAGCGGAAGUAGAACAUUUGAAGUUGGUAAACAAACAACUAUUCGAAGUGUCUGCGAAGCAAUUAUUAGAGUCGAAAAAAUAACGUUUAGUUUGUACUAUUUUUCUAUAAUUGUUGUCAACACGAAUAAAUUUAAGUUAAAUAGUAAAA